AUGUCGUACCUGCAAUCCGUACGACCUUAUCAGUUGAGGACUAUCAGAGUUGAUAUGGAUAGUAUGGAACGGUACGUCGAUCUCUGCUGCCCGAAAAAUGAAGAUGACGCGGCAUCCGCUCCUUUUACUAAAGGACAACCGCUACUUUGUCAGGUGUUCACAGCUGGUGUUAAUUAUUCAUGUUGUCCUACAAAUCCCUGUAAUCAAUGCGGGCGAUCAGCAGCAGGUGCUGCUAGUGAGAUUUUGCGGUGA
Necator americanus (New World hookworm) is the source of this 252-nucleotide messenger RNA. RefSeq lists its product as uncharacterized. The transcript is spliced from 3 exons. Bases 1 to 252 code for a protein of 83 amino acids. Lineage: Eukaryota; Metazoa; Nematoda; Chromadorea; Rhabditida; Ancylostomatidae. The record is from RefSeq and is a predicted model, not a curated record.